This is a messenger RNA of Phragmites australis (common reed), 1167 nucleotides long. RefSeq names its product putative invertase inhibitor. The transcript has a single exon. Gene Ontology annotation, molecular function: enzyme inhibitor activity. The coding region runs from base 444 to 974 and encodes 176 amino acids. The record is from RefSeq and is a predicted model, not a curated record. Lineage: Eukaryota; Viridiplantae; Streptophyta; Magnoliopsida; Poales; Poaceae.
UCGAGACCGACUGCCAGGUUCUAAAAAUCGCCCCUUGCUGAGGGAAAUCUAGAGUCUGCUUCCUACUGUUUCAUCCAAAAAAAAAAUCAAGAGUCUGCUUCUCCUGUGGUAGUUGCAGGAGAUCACCUGACAACACCGAAACAACGAAAGCGACGGUGCUUGCUUCGUCACUUGUCAGUUCCCCACACUGAGCUAGAUGACGAUGCAUUUACUGCUACCACCUCAGCUUCUAGAUUAUCAUCGUUGAGACGAGAAUGCAUAUCGUAUGGGAUGAUUCAGAGGCAGAGCACACAGGCGUCGCGUGCGUGCAUUGAUUGAUCAGCUCACCUAACCUCGACGAUGAGAGGAACGUAGCACAGCGUCAGCACUCAGCAGAGGAGAGCCACUUGCUUCACAGGAGAGAGAGAGAGAGAGAGAGAAGACGUACGAGAGAGAAACAAGCCAUGAGCAGAGCCUCGCUCCUCCUGGCAGCCGCCGCCGCCGCGGCGCUCUGCUGCUGCGGCAUCGUCGGCGGUGACACCGUGGCCGACUCGUGCGACGCGAUCCGCGACUUCGUGGACUUCGCCUUCUGCGCGUCGCGGCUGCGGUCCGUGCCGGGCGCCGCGUCCGCGGACCGUCAGGGCCACCUCCUGGUCGCGGCGGACCUGGCGGCGGCCAGCGGGACGUCCGCGCGGGACGCCGCGGCGUCCAUGGCGCGGGAAGAGAGCGACCCGGCCGCGCGGGACGCGCUGGAGGCGUGCGGGAUCAUGUACGGGGCGGCGUCGGUGCCGGCGCUGCGGCUCAUGCGCGGGUACGCGGCGGCGCGGAGCUGGGGCGCCGCGCGCUCGCUGCUGCCGCUCACGGGGCAGGCCGGCAUCGGGUGCGAGGCGGCGCUCGGGGGCGCCGCGGCGGCAGCGGGCAGGAUGGCCGGAGCCAACCGCGAGUUCGACCAGCUCACCACCAUGGCCACCGCGCUGCUCAACAAAGUCAGCUAGCUUGCCGUGCUGACGUGGCACGCGCACCGUGGUGAUGUGGCGGCUUCUUCUUCUUGGGUUUCAUCUGACAUGGCUGGAUUUCAAGUAGUGGAUCAAUAAUCAAUCACUAAUUCACUGUUGUUUUGUCGCAAUCUACAGUAAUAUGUGUAUGAAUCGUGAGUUCAUGAACAAUAAUGUCGCUGUUUGAGUGUUC